This is a messenger RNA of Salvelinus fontinalis (brook trout), 2749 nucleotides long. RefSeq lists its product as uncharacterized. The record is from RefSeq and is a predicted model, not a curated record. Gene Ontology annotation, molecular function: ubiquitin protein ligase activity. The coding region runs from base 1431 to 1955 and encodes 174 amino acids. Gene Ontology annotation, biological process: protein ubiquitination. The transcript is spliced from 4 exons. Lineage: Eukaryota; Metazoa; Chordata; Actinopteri; Salmoniformes; Salmonidae.
UUCUUUUUCAGUCCCGAUACGACAUAAAUCCGACUCAUGCGUUCAUCUCAAACGAUGUAAAGGAUAUAAAGACUGAUACAGCUGUAUCGGAAUAUUUUUAACCACAGAGAGAACAGAGAAGAACUGCAAAACAAAAUAAACAAACUCGGACACAGUAAUUAUCAGCCCAAUUUCUGCUGCAGAUAGAGAAAAGAGGAUUUAGGGCAAAAAAAAAAUAGCUCAAUUUUUGCCUGUCAUUUUUUAUUUUUUUAUUUCACCUUUAUUUAAUUAACCAGGUAGGCCAGUUGAGAACAAGUUCUCAUUUACAACUGCAACCUGGCCAAGAUAAAGCAAAGCAGUGUGACAGAAACAACACAUGGGAUUAACAAACGUACAGUCAAUAACACAAUAGAAAAAUCUAUAUACAGUGUGUGCGAAUGUAGUAACAUUAGGGAGGUAAAGCAAUAAAUAGGCCAUAGUGGUGAAAUAAUCUCUCUCUUUCAAUUGAAAUGGGCUUUAUUGGAAUGGGAAACAUAUGUUUACAUUGCCAAAGCAAGACUAAUAAACAAUUAAAAACACAAAACAACAACCACAAAAACGAUUAGAAUUUAACAGUAAGUAUUGCACUCAAAAAGGUUUCCCUCCCCCUCCACCACCCACUGUCAGGCACCCUAAACAAAGGAAGUGAGCUCCCAGCCAGUCAGACAGCUUUGAGCCCAGUCACCCCUCCUCCCCUCCGGGCUGCUAGUAAACCUUCACACAGGCAGGCAGGCAGGCCAUCCCCUGGCUGCCACAGCUGCUGUGCCGGUUGGGCCUGCCCUUAGAAAAGAGACAACCCAAAACUGCCCCCUCAACACACAGACACUCUGAAAAGGAGUCAGGCAGUCGAGUCUGUCUUUCUGUUUCUAUCUCUAUCAUAUAACAACUACAAGAUCAUCACUUUAACCUCCUGGAAUAUUCCUCCAUAAUUUACUAGAGAAGAACAGAGAAGAACUGCAAAACAAAAUAAACAAACUGGGACACAAUAAUCAUUAGCCCAAUUUCUGCUGGCCCAGCAGUACCUCCAUAUCCCCAUCGAAUCCUCUUCCUCUCACACAGACAGACAGACAGACAGACAGACAGCCCCAUUCAGCCAGGUAAUCUGUGUCUUCUCCCCACCUAGUUUAAUACCUGCCUAGUUAGGUGUCCAGUAUCUAGUUAGAUUUCCAGUAUCUCGUGGACCAGCCCUGCCACCCAGUGCUCCAGUCUCUGCAGCCUAUACCCAGGCCCCUCCAGACCAGGCUUUCUCAGGUCCAGGUAUCCUUGUCAGGCCUACUGCCUAGUCACCUCCAGAUAAGCCUUCGUGGCCUCCAUUCCUCCAGCCAGGUAGGCCUGCCAACCCAGUGCUUUAGUCUUGCUGCUUCACCCAGGCUCUUCCAGUCCAGGUCCAGCUAUCGCUGUCCGGCCCGGCCAUGGUUCUGUGUGAGGACAGUGAGUGUGGGGUGUGUUUUCAGCCCUACUCCCGUCAGGACCGGAUCCCUCGGGUGCUCCACUGUAGACACACCUUCUGUGCCACCUGCUUAGAGACCAUGUCCCUGCCCAAGAGUGACAUGCUCACCGUGUGCUGCCCGCUGUGCCGCCAGACCACCUGUGUAGGGCGCGGCCUCAGCCUUCAGGAGGCGCUGUGGGUCAACUCACGCCUCUGGGACUACAUACCGGAGAGCAAAGAAGAGGAGGAGGAGGAGGAGAAGGAAGAAGAGGAGGAGGAGGAGGUGAAGGAAGAAGAGGAAGAGAGAGUGGAGGCUAACAGACAGACACAGGCCUCCUCACAGGCAGAAUGCCCUACGUCGAAGCGCUCCAGAAAAAUGCUGAAAUUUCCGGCCUUCCUCAGGAAAUUCAGUCUGACAAAACCACAGCAUCAAGAGAGUAUUGUGCCUGGUUGUGCCAACGUGGAGAUGAAAUCCUGGCGCAGGCUACCAACUGCCGACACUUAUUAGGUGUGUCACGCGCUAGACGCAGGGAUGUACGCGUACUGUAUCAACAGCUGGGUGUUUACAGUUCUUCUCUGAUAUGAAUAAUCUGCAUCUUUUGAACAAUGACGUGUAGAUCACCAGUUGACACCCACAGUCAACGAUGCAACACGGUUAAGAACAGCUCAGAGACAGUCAGGUGUGUAUCCAAUAUGGCACCCUAGUUCCUGUGGGCUCUGGUCUAAAGUAGUGCACUAUAUAGGGAAUAGGGGGGCAUAGGGCUCUGGUUAAAAGUAGUGCACUAUAUGGAGAAUAAGGUGGCAUAGGGCUCUGGUUAAAAGUAGUGCACUAUAUAGGGAAUAGGGUGGCAUAGGGCUCUGGUUAAAAGUAGUGCACUAUAUAGAGAAUAAGGUGGUAUUUAGGACGUGCGUUUGGAGAACCCACUAUGCGUCCAUGUGUGUCUGACUCUGACAAGACAGCCUUUAAUUGUUGAUAAGCAGUGAAACUGCUCCAGGGGUCCUGUCUUCUUCCCCAUUGGUUAUUCUCGUCGUAAUUCCCCACAGCUGGCGCAGUGGGAUUUGGUUCAGCUGUCUUUAGGACAGACGUCCCAGUGGAAGCUAGGGUACCCCCUCCAACCACUCCCCCUGCUGCCCCCCCCCUCCUCUUAACAGAUGGCCUGCUGAGGAUGACCCCCCCCCCCCUCCUCUCCUCCUUCCCCAGUGUCUGCAAACAGAGCGUUUAAUUUAUUAUCAGCUUUUGCAUUCACGUCAAUUUUUUUAUAUAUAUUAUCUUUAAUAAUAAAAAAUAUAUAUUUGAAAAUA